AUCCUGCAAAGCGAUCCUGUCGACCUGUGAGAUCCGCUUUCCCGCCUUGUUAGAUCUUAUCUCAGAAGAUGCACUCAGCAGGGAUGACCCGUGCAGCCGCUCUGACGACGUUGGUGUUGGCGGCCAGCGUCGCUUGGGCGGAAGGCCAGUUCGCGGACACGCCCAAGCAUGUGCCUCGGUUCGGACGCCGGAGCGACCUUCCCGCACUGGAGCAGCAAUUGGCCGAGCAGAAGCGCUCGGCGCAGCAGGCGUCCAGCGGCGUGGCAGGCGCCCUCGUGCGCGUGGACGGCGACGGCGACGGCUGCAUCAACAUGGCUGAGCUGCUGAGGAUCCCCAUAGUCAGGGUCGCGGUGCUCCUGCAAAACCCCGCCCUCAUCAGCGAGGAAGCCGCCGGAGCCCCAAUCGACACCACCGGCGACGCCUAUGAGAUGGAUCACCUUCGAGGCUCCCACAUGCAUCGUCUGCUACAGAAGUAAUCAUCGAUAGUAAUCUUAGCAUAGUUAUUAACUUACAGUGCUAACUGGUACUGUAUGUGAUUUCAUAAAUAUGCAUUUCAUGAUCUAACUCUUAAAUUGAUUUGAAAAAAGAACUACCUCGGACUGGCUUACUAUGAUGGUUGUUCUUAAGGUCGGUCUACAUACAGUAGUUAAAACAUUACAAUUUCUUUAAUCUCAUCAGCGUAUGUUUGGACUAUACCAUAUUAUUCUAGCAGCCCACAGACUCUGGUAUAGUUUUGACUGCACGGCGAUAGAUUAUGAAACAGAUACAGAUGGUGAGCAGUGCAAUAAACAGUAAAAAUACU
This is a messenger RNA of Penaeus monodon (black tiger shrimp), 802 nucleotides long. RefSeq lists its product as uncharacterized. The transcript is spliced from 4 exons. The record is from RefSeq and is a predicted model, not a curated record. Bases 69 to 476 code for a protein of 135 amino acids. NCBI's taxonomy places the organism in Eukaryota, Metazoa, Arthropoda, Malacostraca, Decapoda, Penaeidae.